AGGUUACCAUGAGCUAUAGACUAUUUUAUUUUGUUCUCCGUAUUUUGAUUUAAUAGGCUACUGCUAAUAUAAGUACCAAAUAACAAGGCACAAGGGUGGGGUAGAAUCUACAAUAGUGGUUAUAGCAUCAUGUUGUGCCUCUUACCAGUUAUGCUACUGCCUGAACCGCCUGUUUGAAUAUAGGCCAUGUGCAAAGUGUAUGGUUUAACUCAACUUGGCCUUUGUUAUAUACAUACAUAGCUAACUUAUCAUAUCCCUUGAGUAAAGACCCAGUGUGCGUGUGACAGAGAGAGACGUGCGCCUUGCGUGCGUAAUUAGAGAUGUAAUGAAGCCAGCCCUUGGUGGGUCGAGACAGUUUCCUUCCUUGACAAACCCGUUAACAUAUGGAGGCUGUCCGAUAAUCUCCCACUUGACUGUAACCAGUUACCUAGGCGCACAGAACUAAGUUCUGCAUCGACUUUUCUCACAACGGAAUUAAAAAAUGAAGGACAUGAUCAGAAUUUUGACCGCUCUCACUGUGCUGUAUGGAGGUAACGGAAAACCACAGAGCGGAUACUGCAUCGGGAGUCAAUGUUUUGCUGUGUUCCAAAACCGCACGGACUUCCAAACCGCUCAACAACACUGCGAAAACCAGCACGGGAAUUUAAUGACUGUGAGGUCCACCGUAUCUCAUGACAUUAUAUCAGUCUUAUUAGAUAGUUUAAAUGGAUACUUCUGGAUUGGUUUGCAUUUACAAAGUGGACACUGUCCCGUCGACGAUUCUGAUUUGCGAGGUUACAAGUGGAUAACGGGAGAUAAUGCAACCGACUUCCACAACUGGGGAACCGAGGACACAGCCUGCUCCGAUAGAUGCGUGUCGGUGUCCAACAAGGGGUUGAAGUGGAUUGAGCAAUCGUGUAAUAAAGAGAUAGCGGGGUUCCUGUGUGAAUAUUAUUUUGAAAAUACUUGCAACCCUUUCGUUGUAAACGGCGGCGAGUCAGUGGAGUACAUCACUCCAUUAGGAUUCCGAGGAGAGGAUAUGGCGUCAUUACCACCAGGAUCCACUGCCGUACACAGCCAACAUGAAUCGAAAUAUAUUUGUCUGUCUGAGAAAUGGAUGCAAGCACCAUGGCACUGUGAGGUAACCGAAGGAGGUUGUGAUAUCGACUGUUUGUCAGUGGACCCAAAUGUAUGCAUUUGCCCUCCUGGAAAAGUACAGAACGAUAAUAAUGUUACAUAGAGCGGGAAAGUACGCAGGGAUGUCAACACAUGCGUGAAGGAGCUACACUGUCCCGGCGACAACUUUGAGUGUGUGAACAUUGCAGGUGGGUUUGAAUGCCGGUGCCAAGAUGGAUACAUGUCAGAAAACGGCUUGUG
Hypomesus transpacificus is the source of this 1356-nucleotide messenger RNA. Its product is annotated as thrombomodulin-like. Gene Ontology annotation, biological process: cell migration. Gene Ontology annotation, cellular component: external side of plasma membrane; extracellular matrix. The record is from RefSeq and is a predicted model, not a curated record. Gene Ontology annotation, molecular function: extracellular matrix binding; extracellular matrix protein binding. NCBI's taxonomy places the organism in Eukaryota, Metazoa, Chordata, Actinopteri, Osmeriformes, Osmeridae. Bases 482 to 1219 code for a protein of 245 amino acids. The transcript is spliced from 2 exons.